This is a messenger RNA of Blepharisma stoltei, 1266 nucleotides long. The record is from the annotation of a GenBank genome assembly. Lineage: Eukaryota; Ciliophora; Heterotrichea; Heterotrichida; Blepharismidae.
AUGGAAGAAAAUAUUAUUCCUGAAAGCCAGAAUAUCAUUGCUGCACAAAAUGGCCCAAAGAUAGAAACCACAAACAACAACGCUUGAAAAGACGAGAAACGCUGUGCAGUCUGCAAUAGCAAAUUUAAUAGAGUAGGAAUUCCAAUGCAAAAAAAUUGCUGCUCGUUUUGCUUUAGGGCUGUAUGCUCGAAAUGCUCUGAAAAUCAUAUAAAAGAUCAGGCAACAAAUGAAAAGAAAAAAAUAUGUGACAGGUGCUUUGACAGCAAAAUGGAAAGCGUAGAUGCGAACUAUUUGACACAAGAAGUACAGACAAAAUCUCUUAUUUUGGGAAAUAAUGAAAAACAGCUGCAUGAAGGGGCAAAAAUGCUAAUGCAAGAAAAACAUCAUAGAGAAGAAGCUGAAAAAAAGGCAGCUGAAUGGGAAAGGAAAAUAAUUGAACAAGAAGAAGAUGAAAUUUUACUUAGAAAGCAGCUUGAGGAAAUAAAAUCUAAAAUCGCAGAGGUAAAAUCUCUAAAAAAGCAAAACAAAUCAGAGGUAAAUGAUUUAAAAUCAAAAAUAAAAGAAAAAGUUGAAACAAGAGAGCAAUUAGAACAAAAAAUUACAGAACAAAACGAAGAAAUCAGCAACACACAAAAAAAUAUUGAAGAAACUAAACAAGCUAUUAGUAAUAAAGAAGAGUCCAUAACAAAUCUUAAAAAAGAACUGGAAAAUAAAGAAGAGUUCGCAAAAGAAGCAGAAAAAAUCAAACAAGCCAAAGGCGAAGAAGUAAAAGCCCUUAAAAAACAAAACCAAGAAAAAGCUAUAGAAAUUCUAAAAGCAAAAGAGAUGGUCGAUUUUCAAAUUUCUGACAUAAAAAAACUUAAAGAAAAUCUAUCAGUUCUUAAUAAUAAUGGAGAAAAGCUAGAAGAAUCCUUAAAAGAGCAAAACCACAUCGUCAAUGAAUUAACCGCAACUAUUCAAGAGCUUAAUUUAAGAGGCAAAAAAGCUCAGGAGUUAUUGGAAAAAAGAAAAGCAAAGAAAAAAGAAUUAAAAUCAAAAAUCCAGGAACUGAAAACUUCUGAGGAAAUAAAAAUUGAAGAAAAUAAAAAAUCAGAACUUGAUGCACAAAAAAUAAUGGAAGAUAUAGCGAAAAAUAGAAAAGAAAUAGAAAUAAAGCAAAAAGAAAUAUUAGAAAUUAGAGAAAUUAUGAGACAAAAUGAGCUUGCUAAAAAAUCAAGUCAGGAGCCUUUAGAAAAUAACCCUUGCAGCAAUUGUUCAGUAUUUUAA